Racocetra fulgida is the source of this 816-nucleotide messenger RNA. NCBI's taxonomy places the organism in Eukaryota, Fungi, Glomeromycota, Glomeromycetes, Diversisporales, Gigasporaceae. The record is from the annotation of a GenBank genome assembly.
AUGGCUCCAAAGAGAAUUUUUAAGCAAACUACCAAAGACCAAAAACUUGCAAUGGUCAUGUUUAUUGAAAAUCCUGCAAAUCAAAACAUUAUUGAUAGAAAAGCAGCAAUGGGUGCUCCUAUAAGUGGCAAGCCUAUAACAAAAAAUGCAGGAUUUGCACAAAUAGCCUUAUUUGUAAAUAAGCGCUGCAAAGACAGUAAUUGGGAUGCUAAAAUUGUAAAUGGCCGGUGGACAACUUACAAAAAAACAUAUAUGGAAACUCGAAGAUCAAUUGAAAAGCAAAAACAAAAUGUUAAACCAACCUAUCUUGAAAACUUUGGUUUAAAUAAUCAAAAUUAUAAUGAGGAUAUAUUAAGCGAAGAUGAUGAUAAUAUUAAUAAUAUUCAAAAUCUAACAAAUAAUUCAUUUGAUGAUAAUGAUAUGGAUAAAGAAGACAAAUUGGAAAAUGAUAAUAAAUUAUUAUCUGUUAUAGUAAUGUUUACCACCAAACUUACUCGUGGAUUAACUCAACAAAAUUAUGUUAAAAAUAAGUUACUUAUUAUUGUUCUUGAUUUAGAUAACAAAGAUUUAGAACCAGCAUUAGCUUUACUUGGCUCAAUACGUUAUACUAAGGGUAAACAAAUUAGACAUAUUUAUUCUACUUAUUUACAAAAAAAAGAAAAAGAUUUUAUUGAAAAAAAUCUUUAUCAUUCCGAAAUUGAUUCAAAUUUAAUAAAAAAAUCUAUGCAAUCACUUACACGUCAAGUAGAAGUUCUUAAAAAUAAAAACCAAUUACUAUAUAGCAAGAUAAGUAAAACUAAACAAAUUCAAAAAUGA